AUUACUUGAUAGGGACAGCUGAUAUUGCACUCUCGAAAAACUGUGAUCAGUCUUUAUUGAAUAUUUAAAGGAAAGAGGGAAUACAUGCAAUGGCCAUUGGUUAAUAAAUGACUUAUUUUUGUAGAAGACAAUUAUUCACCAGAACCUUGAGCUUGCUAUCUGUUGUUCUUAUCAUGAGGCUACAAUGAAACAAACUUUCAAUUCCAAAUUAAACAUUCAAUCUGCCUCUGUUACUAUCAGUAGCGUUUGGUGAUGGGUACCCAUAUUGUUACAAGACAAAACUUGAGGGCUGCAACUGGCAAGGGACCCUUUUCCCCUUCCUCUCACACUCUCUUAAGGCAGAUAGAUAGAAAGAGAUGCCUUGAGUUGCAGUUUUAUCUUGGCAGUUGCAAGAGAAAAGGUCAGUAGAGAAUGGGAGAGGUUUUUGCCGGGGAAAUGUAAAGCUUCAUUAAAAAUUUCCUUCUUUACAGACACCAAAGUUGGUGGCAAUUUGAACCAUGUUAUCUUUCAUCUCCUCUUUAGGCUUUGGUUUGAGCGUUGUUGAUAAAUAGGUGUCAAACGGUCGGCUCAAUCGUUUGGCUGAUUGGUCCGGUCGGUUCAAUUGGGUCGGUCUGAGUUUACACCUCUGUACCAUACCUCCAUCAUCUUCUUUCUCUCUCUAUAUCAGUAUAUAAAUAUAGCUCUCAGCUACUGCAUUCUCAAAGUUGAUUGGAAGUUGAGAGUUGCUCGUUUUCACCAUCCUUUCCUUUCCAAGGCUCAGUACUUAUCUGAGUCUCGACUACUCAGCAGGUUCUUCAUGGGGGUAUGGCUUCCUCCUCCUCUGUUGCUAAACCAGGAGGCACCGAUGAGUCUAAUAGGAAGCUUGGGGAGCUUCUUCAGGAGCAACAAGAGCCAUUCCUGCUCGAUGUAUACCUUCUUGAAAGAGGGUAUCCCUCCUCCACUCGAAGGAAAGGAAGAAAACAUCACUACUCUGUAACUGCUACCAGUGGUUGCUACCCCUGUUCCUGCCCCCGCAAUAUUUCCGAUAGGAACUUGAAGACGUUCCCCACCACCACCAGUGGUUAUGGUUUGAAAUUGAAUACGCCAAUAAGAGUCGUAAGGAAUCUAAGCAUCCCACGCAAUAUCCAUCCCAGGGUUCCGACCACCCUACGUAACAUUAACAAGCUUCUUUCUGUCUCCACUAGUCACCGGAAAACAACCAAGUCUCACCACUUCCGAGCUUGUCACGACGAUGGAAGGGUUGGGAUAGAUGCAGUUGCUCCUUCUGAGUUGGAGGAAACAAUCCAUCAUUCUCAGGCUGCGGAAUUGGGUCGGGUUUCCUCAUAUAUCACCACCACCACCACCACCACCACCACCGUGUUUGAUUCCUGUUCCGACAGAGAUAAACAUCAUCAAGAAGAAGUGUCUGCGUCUGUAUCUGUGUCCCCCUCCUCAAACCAGCAGGAUCACGUCCGUUCUUCUUCUGCUCACCAUUCGCAAGCCUCGAAAUUUUGGAAUCUGAACCAACAAGAGAUUGCCACAGACAAGGAAUAUCAAUGGGGAUGCAUUGAAGACUGUAAUAAGCAACUGAGCCCUGUGUCGGUGCUAGAAGAAGUAUCAGUACCACCCCCUGUUUCUUCGCUCUAUAUCCAUCUUGUCAACCGGCAAAAACCAUGGGAAAAACCAAAAACAGAUGGUUUGCGCCCCAGAGGAAGAAGAACAAUAACAACCUUCACACGCAGAGAGGAAGACCAGGAGGAGAAAAAGGCUGCAUCGACUCCAAUUCCCAAUCAACUCAACAACUUCAGAGUUACAGAAGACUCCAUACUCUCAGCUUCCCUGUGGGAGCUACUGUUGCAGCGCUCACUGGCACAGAAACGGGGUUCAGGUGGAACAGAAGCAGUACUAAGGGAGUUUCUGGGGUCCGAGGGUUUAGAUUCUUCUUCUCAUUCUCAUUCUCAGUACGUGAAGACCAAGAGGCUAUUGCAGCAAACUAGGCAGCUUCUUUUCGACUGCGUGAGGGAGGCCGUUGAGAAGUACCGAACUGGAAGUGGAAGGAGGAGGAGGAGGAGGUGCCAUGGUGGUCUUAAUCGAUUCGUAGGACCUGAGGAGCUCGGGAGGAUCAUCUGUGAAGAGAUCCUCGUGUGGGGGAAACAAUCAGUAGAUAUAGCGAACGUUAACCAGCUGAUUGAAGCUGAUGUCUCGGAAACGAUGGAGGAAGAAGGGUGGAGUGGUUUUUUGAACCCACAUAGUCAUAGUAUCGGGAAUGAGAUUGGAUUGGGGAUUGCAGAUGCCAUCAUGGGGGAGAUGAGCAAUGAGAUUGUUAGUGACAUGAUUCACAUCUCUGCAUUUAAUACCCAUAAAAGCAAAUUGAAAACCUCUUCUUCUUGUUCCUGUUGAAUCAUCUAUGUCGAUCACUGAUCAAACAGAGCUAAGGGAGUAAAUCGGUCUGGAGCCAGGUUUUUUGUUUGGUCUUGUUUCGGUGCCUGGGAGUAUUUAGUGUAAUCCAAAAUUGGAUCAAGUCCUGUUUCAAUUCCGAAGAUCAGUACUCGUAUGGGACCUGUUAUGGUUUCAUUUACUAUUCAAUUUUCAAAUUUGAUUCUUAUAUGAUUCGAUUCCAG
This is a messenger RNA of Macadamia integrifolia, 2600 nucleotides long. RefSeq lists its product as uncharacterized. The record is from RefSeq and is a predicted model, not a curated record. Lineage: Eukaryota; Viridiplantae; Streptophyta; Magnoliopsida; Proteales; Proteaceae. The coding region runs from base 805 to 2379 and encodes 524 amino acids. The transcript has 4 exons.